AUGCCCUGGGGUAUUCGUCCUCGUGGUUGUCGUGCUCCUCGUUACUGUGAAGAUGAUAAGUUUACUAUUCGAAUGAACCAUGGGGGUUCUUUAUGUGACAAUCGGUAUGUAAAUGGGACUCUGGAUUUCAUUGAUUUUUGUGAUAAGGACCAAAUGUCUAUGUUUGAAAUUGGUCUGAUGGUUAAGGAGUUAGGCUAUGAUGGUAUAGUGUUAUAUCACUAUGAGCUUCCCAACUCUGCUUCUGUAGAGAAGCUUAUGUCUGAUGAAGAUGUUCUGAAAAUAUGUGAAUGUGUGCCAGGAGUAAGGGAGAUAGAUAUAUUUUUGACACAGUUGGCUGAUGACCCUUAUACCUUUUUAAAACACAAAGAGAUGGAACUACAAAUGGUGGAAGGUUCUAGGGUCCAAAAACAGAGGUCAGUCGUGAUUGAGGAUAUAGGAUGUGCUGAUUCUAUUCCUCUUGUUCCUUAUGUAAGGGUAAAGGCUACUGCAAAGGAUAAAACACUGAAGAUAGUGGAGCAAGAACCAGUGGAGGAUGUUGAGGAUUUUUCAGAACCUGAGGCACCAAAGAAUGUAAAGGGUAAAACAGUGGGUGAGGCAGCAAAGAAGGGAAAGGCUGCAAGGUGUAGUAUGGAUAAGGAAGUGGCUGACCCUGAGCCACCAAAGAGUGUAAGGGCUACAAGGUCUUCAAAGGGUAAAGAUGUGGCUGAACCUGAGGCACCAAAGAGGGCAAAGGCUACAAGGUCUUCAAAGGGUAAAGGUGUGGCAAUGGCAACUGCAACAUAUGGGGAAGAUAGUGAUGCAUCCUUAUCAGAUGCAUCUACUUUUGUUGACACCUCUUGA
Molecule: messenger RNA, 840 nt
Organism: Prunus armeniaca (apricot)
Lineage: Eukaryota; Viridiplantae; Streptophyta; Magnoliopsida; Rosales; Rosaceae
Source: the annotation of a GenBank genome assembly